Equus caballus (horse) is the source of this 5909-nucleotide messenger RNA. The record is from RefSeq and is a predicted model, not a curated record. Lineage: Eukaryota; Metazoa; Chordata; Mammalia; Perissodactyla; Equidae.
UGAGGAUUCCGCCCUGCCUGCUGUUGGCGUGGGAGGGGCCCUUGGGUGUGUUGAAAACCCUGAGGAUCCAGCUCCCCGAAGGCUCAGAUAAACUCUCAGGGGAUUUGGGAGAGACCUCUGGAUUCCAAAAGCAGGAGCUUCAGAAGUGAGCCGCGUCCGCCCUGGGCGGAAGGUGUCUGAUUUUAGAUCUUUUCUUAGCUUCACCAGAGUACGUGUUUUCAGUUGUGCUUUGAACGCAGACUUUACAUGACACUGGAUUCACCCUCCGUCCCUCUGUCUCUGCCCUUCUUUCCCCGAGGGAGUUCCCUUCAUUCACGUGGUUGCGGCUGGCUUGGCACCACCACAUCCACAUGCCCGCCUGUAGGAAGGGGCAGAGGAGAGGCGAGGACCAGCCUUUUUAGGUGACGUAAUCCAGAAGUUGUGCAGCUCGCUUCAGCUCACAUCCCGUUGACCUGAACGUAAUCUUACGGCGUCUCCUUGCUGCGCAGUCAUCCGGAAAGUGCAGCCUCUCUCAGGGUAGCCUUGUUCCCUGCCAGAAUUCCCCAGGGAUGGGGACCAGAUUGUAUUGCCGAAGACAGGAGGGGAGGAGGGAUAGUGAGGAGAAGUCAUCUUUGCCUUCGAUAGCAGCCCAGAGAGAGCGGUGUUCUAUGUCCGGGAGAGGAGACAGUUUUUAGAAAUAGGUGUGGUCAGAGGGUGGAGAGGUCCAGUGGGCAAAGAGGAAAUAGGCCGUUUGGAACUGACUGGCUGCUGGUGAGCUUACAUAGAGCGUUUAGGUCAGGGCUGUGUACAAUUGUAAUGGUUUCAGGAAUGGUUUGCGGCAUAGCGUUUCCGAAAUUUUUUCUUGGGGAUAGUGCCAUGGACAAUGUUUUAUUGUUAUACAAGUUUAUGGUGCGUGAUGGGGACUCCAUGGAAGGGCUGAUUCCAGCCCCCAGAAAUCUUGGAAUAGGGGAAGCGUGCCUGGGGAUUCCUUUUUCUUAAACUGUGUCCCUAGGAAGCCCUCAGCAAAGAGAAUACCUUCCCCGAAAGAAGAAGGAAAACUAGUUAUAGUCGAGAACAUGUAUUUCCUUUUCACUCUGUGAGCUUCCCUGCCUGACUGACUUACCUCCCUCUUUAGACUGGACGGUGCCUGGCUGUAAAAGCUUAGCUGGAAUCCUGAUAUUAAACACAGACAAAAAUGACUCUGCGGGGGGUGAAGCAGGGGCGCUUGGCAUUGCUGUGGUGCUCAGCUGGAGGGAGAAAGAGCAGAAACCUAGAAGGUCCAAAUCCUGAACAGUUACCACGAAGUCAGCAGAUGACCAGUCACGAGCCUGGGCUGAUGCAGUUGGUGAAUUACUACAGGGGGGCAGACAAACUGUGUCGCAAAGCUUCUUUAGUGAAGCUCAUCAAGACAAGCCCAGAACUGGCUGAGUCCUGCACGUGGUUCCCCGAGUCCUAUGUGAUUUAUCCAACUAAUCUCAAGACCCCAGUUGCUCCAGCACAGAAUGGAAUCCACCCACCGAUCCACAACUCAAGGACAGAUGAAAGGGAAUUCUUCCUGGCUUCUUAUAACAGAAAGAAAGAAGAGGGAGAGGGCAACGUUUGGAUUGCGAAGUCAUCGGCCGGUGCCAAAGGUGAAGGCAUCCUCAUCUCUUCAGAGGCUACAGAGCUUCUGGAUUUCAUAGACAACCAGGGCCAGGUGCAUGUGAUCCAGAAAUACCUUGAACACCCUCUGCUUCUGGAGCCAGGUCACCGCAAGUUUGACAUUCGAAGCUGGGUUUUGGUGGAUCAUCUGUAUAAUAUCUACCUCUAUAGAGAGGGCGUGCUUCGGACUGCUUCAGAACCAUAUCAUGCUGAUAAUUUCCAGGACAAGACCUCCCAUUUGACCAAUCACUGCAUUCAAAAGGAGUACUCCAAGAACUAUGGGAAGUAUGAAGAAGGGAACGAAAUGUUCUUCGAGGAGUUCAAUCAGUACCUAACAAGUGCUUUGAACAUUACCCUGGAGAAUAGUAUCUUACUACAAAUCAAACAUAUAAUAAGAAGCUGCCUCAUGAGUGUGGAGCCUGCCAUCAGCACCAAGCACCUCCCUUACCAGAGCUUCCAGCUCUUUGGCUUUGACUUCAUGGUGGAUGAGGAGCUGAAGGUCUGGCUCAUUGAGGUCAACGGCGCCCCUGCUUGUGCUCAGAAGCUUUAUGCAGAGCUGUGCCAGGGCAUCGUGGACAUAGCCAUAGCCAGUGUCUUUCCGCCCCCAGACGUGGAGCAGCAGCCGACCCAGCCGGCUGCCUUCAUCAAGCUGUGACCUAGGGAGGUUCUCAGAGCUGCUUCGGAAGAAGCAUGGAGUCCUGCUCCAGGGGAAGGUGAAAUCUCCUGAUAGUUCGUCGUCAAGCCAAAACAGGAGAGGGAGGCAACUCGCAAGGACAUGAUGGAAGAGAGAGCAUGAGAAGAAAAGGCGACUUCUCCAAAGGGUGGUUGCUCUGGGUUCCCAGGUGGAGCUCUCAGCACUGCUCUUGAGAUUUGAAAACUGCAGUGAUGUGGCCUCCUGAAAAGGACGGGAGAGCAAGUAUUCUGCUACGGGGAAAGAACAGAGAUUUGAUUACUUAUAUUCUCAUCCUUUAAAGAGUCUGCUUUUUAUCCUAAGGCAGCACUGCGAGCAGCGCCUCUCCUCCAAGGACUGCAGACCGUCGGACCUUUGGUUGGUGUCUUUCCACCUGCUGCAGCUUUAGUGCCUUAGCUCUAUGCCCAGCUGCAACCCUCCUGUCUGGGACAGGGAUUGGAUGUGAGAGCAUUGGGGAGGUUGCUGAUGUGUUCCCUGCUCGUCCCCCUCCAUGACACUCUGCCCCACGAACAUCUGGACAAGCAUGCACCAACAUCCUUGGUUUUGUGCCGUGCGCUGCGUCGCAGCAAAGGAGAUUUUCCUCAUCACGUUCCUGAUGGCGUUGGGUCAAUCACCUGUCAGGGUUGGUGUGGGAUGGACACCAAACAGCAAACGCUGCUCUCAGUCUGCUCUCUGCAUGUUUCAGAAACCAAGCGGCAGGUCUGCUGCAAACCCGUAAGCAUCAUAUAAGCAUGAGAGAGAAAAACACGACGUCUUGCUCUACUUACUAGUUGGCUGUGGUAGGUCUUUGAAAUAUGAUUGUCACUUAUCUUUGUUUUAACCAGAAUUCUACAUGCACUUUUGCAAAGUUCCCUUUUCUUUACUUUUUGUUUUUAUUUCUGUUUUAACUUUUGUAAAAACCCCUCUAGGGGUCAGGAGAAGGCAGAAUUGUGCUCCCCCCACCGAGGUGGCACUGCCCCAGACACAGGGAGCUCCCCCCAGUGCAUCCUCCUUGCUCCGCAGGCACUUUGUGCAGGAGCUGGAGGGGCAGGUUUCGUUCCAGGGAGGAUUCUCUGUCUGCUUGUGCCUCUCAGCAUCAGGGAGAGGCUCUGAAUAAGUCUGAGUAAGCGUAUGUCUUGCCUGAGUGGGAGUCUCCUAAAAUGGGACAGAAGUGGUUUCAGAGCACCACACGGCAUCUUGUAAGUCAACAGAUGUGUCCCGUUAGGUGUAGUUUCCACUUACUGGAUCGACGAAUGUUCUGUAGGCUUUUCAGGAGGCCACCUCACAAGCAGUGGGAAGAAGAAGAUGCCGUUUGUGUCGAGUGUGAGCUGAGUGAACAGGCCCUCCGUUGCGUAUCCUAGGACUCACAGCAGACCCAUUGCAAAGGCACCCUCCGCCCCAGAACGGGGUGCGGUCUUCCCUCGUGCACAUCUGUGCUCCGUUAUUCGUUUCUACUUGGCACAAGAAAACAGUUCUGCGGUCAGGGGAGACUUUUAAAAAGAGAAGAAAAAGCAACACCUCCUCAAACAUGAUGAGAUGUAGCAGCUUACAGUGAAAAAAGGAAUAAUGAUAAAAAUUACUUAGUAGAUGUAGCAGUGGGUGUGUAGCAUGUGAAAGCGUUACGUUGAGGUGAAGUGGAGAAAGGCCCCACUGGAGUGGGAAUUUGGAAUCAAAAAUAAAAGUUUUGGUGGUUACCCAGAAUACAGAAAAUUAAGUUUGCAUCAGAGCGAAAUAAAACAGUCAGUGGUAAAAGUCAAUCCUGGAGGCCCAGCACAGCGGAUGGGUUGGUGUUUGCGGACUUCUGAGCAGGUCAGGGGGAGAUGCUCACCCACUUAGUGUAGGGCACUGGGUCCUUGGGAGGUCUGUGAUGGGGAAAGCAUGGAGGUUUUGUGAUGCUGUCACAUGCUCACGCAGACUCGUAAUGAUCUUUUGGACCUAAAUUACAGCGACAUUGGAGAGUUUUCCAGCUCUUAGUGACAGAGCUAAGAGUUCAGGUGUUAGGAAGUCUGUGGAUGUUGAUGGAUUUCCUAAGAAAACUGAAUCAAUAGUAUAUAUGUGAGGGAAGUAAGGCUUUAAAGAAAAAAAGUUAUGCUUUUUUCCUCACUUGGUUUAAAUAAGUAUUUUUAUGCAUUUAUUUCUGAUCAGGUGGGAUGGUCGGCUCAGAACUGUUCCAUACCCUUCCAUGAAACCCUUUGCACAGAAGGUCGUGCCUCGCUCUGCAGUCAGUCUCCAUAUGUGUAGUCUGUGUCCAUGUCUCUGUUGUUGGGGAGGAGGUGUGACUCAUUCGGAGAUGCUGAUUCCAACCUUGGCUCUGUCGUUUGGCUGCUGGUGUCAGAUGGGCCCAGUCACCUGUCUGUGCCUUAGUUCUUACCUCAUGGAAGAGUUUGUUGCCUGACCCAGGGACUACCUCAAGGGCUUUUCGUGAGGACAGAUGAGAUUAGGAAGACUCAAGAACCUUUCGUACCAAGGUUCUCAAAGCUGACUUCAUGCUGGAAUCACUUGGGAAGCUUUUUGUAAAUGCUGGUGUGCAUACCUUCCCUCUCCCCCAACCCCUGACAAUUAAAUGAGAACCUCAGGUAUCUCUGAGAUGCCUUGAAGCACUGCUUGAGAAGGAAGGACAAACACAUUAUUACUUUGGAAGAAGCAGAUAAGGCCUAGGGCUUUUUAAAAAAUUGCUUUUGGAAGAACAGGCAUUGCUUUAAGAAUGGACCAGACGUUGACACAUGUGUUCAUGAUACAAGCAAGUGCUGCUUAAGCUGGUUCUCUCUUUGCUCCUCAUCACAGCAUUCGGAACCUCAGACAUGCCCUCAUCUAUCCAAACAGUUCAUGAAGCCUUGACAACAAAUGUAAACACAUGAAUUUAUAAAUCUGUUAAAUAUGCAUUAAGGUUAUUAAUUAUUAUUACUAUUUUUUCUUCUUCUCCCCAAAGCCCCCAGUACAUAGUUGUAUAUUCUAGUUGUAGGUCCUUCUGGCUCUGCUAUGUGGGACACCGCCUCAGCGUGGCUUGAUGAGUGGUACUAGGUUUGUGCCUGGGAUCGGCACUGGUGAAACCCUGGGCCGCUGAAGCGGAGCGUGGAAACUUAACCACUUGGCCAUGGGGCGGCCCCUAAUGAAUUAUUGAGAGAAAAGCUCCUUCCCCCACACUUGACUCCUGUGGUAAUUAUAAACUCCAUUUUACCCAGAACGUUUAAGUGCCUCCGUGUCUGUAUGACCCAGUGGAGCAGGUGCUGGUGGACUUACAGCUGACGUGAUGUUUCACUAGCGCCUCAGGAUGGUUAUCACCGACUUGGAGUAUCUGGUAGUGCUGGAAAUGUACGGCAUCCUCAGAACCUGCCGGCGGCAGUGGAGCUACCAAGUGCGCUUUCGUGGCCAGUCAAAGCUGUGCCAGGCAGGGGUGAUCCAGUCCUGUGGUGGGUGUCAGGGGGGCUCUGUGAGAUAAGACAAGGUGCCAUAGUGGGUCUCCUGCAGCAGAUGGGUGCUGUGGAGAAAAUUCAAUGAUAUACUUGUCUCUGAUCCUGGACACAGAAUCUGUACCUAAAAGGAAGUGACUUCUGAAAUAAGGCAAUUUUAUGAAUGUUUAAAAUGCCUGGAGCAUUAAAGUAAAGUAAUGAUAUCUCAA